Molecule: messenger RNA, 7105 nt
Organism: Vespa velutina
Lineage: Eukaryota; Metazoa; Arthropoda; Insecta; Hymenoptera; Vespidae
Product: leucine-rich repeat and immunoglobulin-like domain-containing nogo receptor-interacting protein 2
Exons: 3
Coding region: 1227-3926 (899 amino acids)
Cellular component (GO): plasma membrane
Molecular function (GO): protein binding
Source: RefSeq, a predicted model, not a curated record
AAAGAGAAAGACAGACAGAGUGAAAGAGAAAGAGGGAGAGAGACAGAGACAGAAAGACAGAGAAAGAAAGAUAGAGAUAGAGACCGAGAGAACCGGUGGUAGCCACGAGGAGGAGCACGGUCGGUCGAACCGACCCAAUAGUCAGUUUUUGCCUCUCGUACGCAGUGGGCGACGCUGCUCGUGACGGGACGCACGAGCGUGUCAUGUCACACGCGUGACAAGAGUGUAACGCCGCAACUAUACGGCGGGACAGAAAGACUGACGAAGAGAUAUUGAAAGAGGGAGGGAGGAAGGAAGGAAGGAAGGAAGGAAGGAAGGAAGAGAGUAGAACGAAAGAAAAAGAAAGGGAGGGAGAAGGUAACGUGUGCGUGCGGUCGUUGUGCCGUGGCGGGUUUUAUUUCCCGUGUGCGAUUUUAGGAUCGAAUUAAUCGAACCAUCAGAACACGCACGCACAAUUAUGUUACCGGCUUCACAAGGCGACAGCAGUAAUAGUAUCGUCAUCGCCGCCGCCGCCGCCGCCACCACCACCACCACCACCACCAUCCACCAUCAUCAUCAUCAUCAUCACCACCACCACCAAUACCACCACCAUCGUAAACUUUGUAACCGUCAACGACGACGAUGAAAACGAGAAGCUCUCCACUUUAAGAUCACGCGCCGGAUUUUUCGCAAACGAUUAAGAAAUCAGACCACGACACCCUGCUAAAUAUCGCCGGCUCACUUCCGAAUAAUUCGCUUUUCCGCGGCAUCGCCGUGAUUUUUGAAUAGGUAGGUAGACGAUAAUAAUAAAGAAAAGAAAGUGACAGAGAGCGAGAGUAAGUGAGUGAAUGAGUGUAUGAGAGAGAGAGAGAGAGAGAGAGAGAGAGAGAGAGAGAGAGAGAGAGAGAGAGAGAGAGAGAGAGAGAGAGAGACAGAGAGAGAGAGAGAGAGAGGAAGAGAAAGAGAUAAAAGUAGGAUUAUUUGUUUUUAUAGAAGGAUUCGCAAGCAAGCACGUGUGUUCGAUUCGAGAAAACUAGAACAAAAAAAGGGGGGGAGGGAAUUAAAGCUGUUUUUAAAAGAAAAGAAGAGAGAGAAAUUGCAUUGAGAAUGCGUGUGUGACGUGGGAUUAGAAAUCGUGAACAUUAUCCGCGAUUAAUUCGUAGGCUGUUGAUGAGAUAGAAGAGUCCCUUAGGACAUGGGAGAUUCUUGUUGUAGUCGAGAAUAUCGUCACGUUGCAGGUCUUAGGAAUGAGGGAGCGAGCUUUGGCGAGGGUUUCGCGGUGGUGGUUGAUCUUACUCUUCGUGGUGGUGUGCGUCGAGGGUACGCAAACUCCUUCGUCGUCUUCGAUCUCGGGAAAGAGAUCUUCGACGGGGAUAGAAUGUGCCGCGGGUUGCGAAUGUACGGAGAACGAGGAAAGUCUCUUCUGCGAGUCACGCAGCUUUCUUGGUCUUGGGAUACCGCAAGAAGCGGACACCGUUAUCCUGAAGAAUGUUCAAGCUGCCGCGAUUCCAGUCGCGGCAUUGGAAACCUCUGCUGCUCUGAGAAGUCUCAUUUGGACGUCAAGUGGAAUAGAAAGGAUAGAGCCUGGUGUAUUUCGAGCGACGGAAUCUCUCGAGAGCCUCAACUUAGGUGAUAACAGGCUGGCAGAACUGCCAUCGGACGUCUUCCACCCGUUGCGCCGACUACAGUACCUGAAUCUCACCGGUAAUCGAUUGAUCACCUUGCCGCAGGUCCUCUUUCAGGGCCUCGAUAAUCUCCACGAGAUACGUCUGGCGACAAAUCAUUUGUCCGUACUGCCCUUCCAAGCAUUCGGUCCAGUAAAAGGAUUACUCCGUCUGGAUUUAAGCGAAAAUUUGUUAGUAUCUCUGCCGGAUCAUAGCUUUAGACCCAACAAGCAAUUGGAAGAACUCCGAUUAUCAGCCAACAGACUCACGAAAUUACCCUCGAGACUCUUCUCCGGUCUUGCUCUGUUAAAAGUGCUCGAAUUAGCCGACAACGAGAUCGAUGUACUGCCACGUGGUCUUUUCGCCGAGCUCACAUCCUUGGAAUAUUUGGAUCUAGCUGGCAAUCCCGUCAUUCGUCUGACAAAUGCAGUCUUUCAAGGUCUCUCCAAUCUACGAUGGCUCAAUCUCGAGAGGUUACCAAUCUCCAAGCUACCUGAAGAUCUCUGGCGACCGACUAGCAAAUUGAGAACUCUUUUACUGUCCGGCACUCAAUUAGAGAUACUUCGGGAUCAGAAUUUCGCAGGAUUGUUGGAAUUGGAGACUCUCGAAUUGACAAAUAGUCCAUUGCGUGAGAUCUCUCGACACGUGUUAGACGAUACGCCGUCCCUUCGAAGAAUAAAUUUACGGGACAACGAUUUAGCUUUCCUUCCAGCCAACGUUGCUCAAUUACCAUAUCUUGGAGAAUUGCAGCUUCAAGGAAAUCCAUGGGCCUGCGAUUGUCGUAUGUUCUGGUUUGUAAAAUGGGCGGAAAGCAGAACUCAUUUACGUGCAGCUUUCAAAAGUGGCCUCAGGUGCGGACAUGAGAUCGAUGGUACCAUCAAUACCUUGCAAACUCUUCGUUAUCUAAAUUGUACAUCACCGACCCUGGCACGGGUCUCUUUCGCCAAUCAGUAUCUAUUGCUUAGUUCAGUUUUACUGGAGUGCGAGUUUAAUGGCAAUCCGGCGCCGUCCUUGGCUUGGGUCACUCCAAAGCUCAAGGUUCUUCACUGGAACCCCGAUCCGGCAUUCCCUGAUGCAUUUGUAGAGCAUCCUCACAUACACGGAUGGAAACUGGACGAACCGGUCGACGAUGAUGGGAGGAUACGCAUUCUGGAGAAUGGCUCUUUGUACAUUAGCAAACUACUCAGGCAAGACGUUGGGAUUUACAGAUGCUUCGCCAUUAAUCCUAUAGCGAAUGCAACAACCUAUAUUAUGUUGGCAAUGGAUCCUAUAACACUUCAUAACAUCCAAAUCUUCAGUAUAGUAGUGGGUGGAGUCAGCGCAACGGCCUUCCUCCUGUUGACCCUAUUUUUGCAGUUGAUUCGAUACUUUUUCCUGAGGCGCGUGGGUGCGACACCAAGAGCAAAACAAAUUUAUCAGAUGUUGGAUAAUAUAGAACAGUAUAAGAGUCAACAAUUGGAGAGAUUGCGUGAAAAUUAUACUCAACAAGUGCAUAGAAUCAAGGACAACUGUGUUCAGCAAGUGGAAUGGAUUCGGGAUAGUUACGAGGGUCAGAUGAGACACAUACGCGACAUCAGGGACUAUGGUACCAGUCAUCUCACCGCACUAAGAGACCAGUAUUACGAUCAGGUGAAGAGAGUACGAGAUUACUCAACAAGUCAGCUUAAUUGGGUGCGAGAAAAUUACGUCUUCCAACGGAAUAAGAUUCGCAAGUUCAGUGCUCAUCAGGUAUUACGGCUAAGGGAAAGCUACAAAUAUCAACAGCAAACGUUAAACAAGGUAUUGGAGAAUCUACCGAAUCUUUAUUUCGACAAUUGUCGAAGUGGUUCCUGUGGAAAGAGCGAUUCCGUUGUUUUUGAGAACAGUAAAGAGGAUGGUUAUGGAGGACCAGAUACGUACUUCAAAGCAAAGAUCAACGAUAUGACGGCGGGUACUAGUUUAGAAGAUAUGAACAGCGAAUAUUAUACACCCACGGAAUUAUCCUCUGUCAGUCCACAUGGUAUGAAUACAUUGGAAGGUAUUCAUAUAAAUUAUAUCGAAAACAGCGGGCCAAGGGCACCGCUGCAAAUUAUACUUCCCCCGCCUUCCCCGGUCAUACUGCAUUGCAUCGAAGAAUACGGAAGUUCUACGUCCGUUUGCAAUGAGUUCGAUCAGAGUAAACCGGUUUACAAAGGUUCCAGCGCGGAGAUAUUGGCCGGAGAAUCGCGAAACGUAUCAGAGAUCCUCGGACUACUCGCUCCAUGCACCAGUUUACCAGAACUUCCACGCGAGACUAAACUCUAGCCUAUCAGAAUCGAGCGGUGCACAAGCAGCAAAACCACUACAAGAAGCAACGCGACUCUUUCAUUCUUCAACGAUGGAAUUGACGCGAGGGUGUAUUUUGCUUGGUGAACAUUAGAUAUAUUAAAUAAUAAUAAUAAUAAUAAUAAUAAUAAUAAUAAUAAUAAUAAUAAUAAUAAUAAUAAUAAUAGUGAGAAAAAAAGAUUAAAUGGAAGCUGUGCUUUCGUAAUGGCCAUUGUUCAAAGUUGUUCCGCGGGGCUAAAUCGCGUUAACUUCUCAUCAAGAAUUCGAAUGGCGGAUGUUGCUGUCCAUCUUUGAGAGAGAAAAAGAGAGACAUCCGACAACAUUCGAGGUGAACGAACUUCAGUGCCAAGGAACCGAACAAUUUUUCUGUUCUUUUUUUCUCUUUUUUUUUUUUUUCCUUUUUCUUCCGUGCGUUCGAUGAAUGUCGAAUUCGUGUAAUAUGUGCGCGAUACUUUAUGGGGACGUUUAAGGGAAAAACGAAAGAAAAAAAGAGAAAAAAAAAUGCGGACAGCUUCCAAAGAACAAAAUAACGUAUCUUGGAAAUUGUCCGCUCACGAUGUACUUUUUCUUUUGAUCGUUAUAUAUCGUUGUCGGAAAAAAAAAGGAAAAAAAAAAACAAAAAAAAAAAAAAAAAAAAAAAAAAAAACAAAAAACAAAAAAAAAACAAAAAAAAAACAAAAACAAAAAAGAACAAUAAAAAAAAAGCAAAGUACAUUCGAGAGAGAAAGAAAAUUUUAUUUUAAUGAGAAUUUGAUCAAAUUUCUGAAUGAAAGUGCGCGUAAAAUAUGAUAGAUCAAGAGGGAGGGAACCCGGUCAAGUCGAUCCAUUAGAGUUCCUCAAAAAAGAAAGAAAGAAAAAAGAAAAAAGAAAAAAAAAAAAAAGAAAAAGAAGUACGAGAAAAUUCAAAAGAUCGUCCUCUUGAUUCUAUCCAUCCACUUUUAAAGGCGCGCCAUUUUAUCGAGUAUUUACGUAUGUUAACACAACGCGUUCUGCGAAAGACUGAAUCGCGACCAACCAACAUACCGUAUGGUCAUAGUCGUCGAUUGGCGAGUUCGAUUCGCCGUUUGAUAGUUCCGCUGUAAUUGCUUUUUCCCCCUAAUCUCCAAAUUUUUUUUUUUUCUAGAUCUAAAUCAACGGGAAAACAAGCGUUCAGAAAUCUUUAUUCUUCUUCUUCUUUUUGUUUCUCUCUUUCUAUCCUCUCUUUUAAACACACCACACACACACACACACGUGGACAGAUUCUCUCUCUCUCUCUCUCUCUCUCUCUCUCUCUUCCUCGCAUUUUUCAAUACUCUGGACGCCUGUUUGAUCAUUGUAUUUUUGAUUCUUUUAAAUUGCUAUCACAAAGUGUCUCCAAGGGAUGGAACAAAAAAAAAAAAAAAGAAAAAAAAAAGAAAAAAAAAAAAAAAGAAAAGAACACACACAGACACACACAAAGUUAUUAAAGUUUUUCCAGAAAAAGGAAAAUCAUAAAAUGUGUUAAAUCAUGCAUGUACUUAAUUCAUGAUCACGUCGCAUCACCACAUUUAAUUAGCACGUCGACCAUCGUUGUGUACAUAAUUGAAUGGAUUGAAUGGACAAAUCGUAAUUAAAAAGAAUAAAAAAAAUAUUCGGCCUUGAAGUAUCGAAUUUGUGAACAUGUCAAUUAGGAAUAGUUCAUCUCUUCUUUUUUACUUUUUUUUUUGUUUUGUUUAUUUUCUUUUAUUUCGUUCGCGUACGUAUUUUUUCCAACAACAAAUUUCUUCCAGUCUCUUCGGAUUUUACAAUGAAAACGUUUUAGUGAAAUUUCCAUUUGAUUAUAUCCUUUUUUUUUUAUUUUUAUUUCUUUUUUUUUUUGUCAUAAUUUUCAUUCACCGAUCACCUAUCCCUUUUCCUAUAACGCGAUCGUAUAUUAGACAUGAUAGAUAGAUACGAUUAACGUUAGCUUUUCUAGUCUUCCUGUAUUUAAUUUAAACGAGUGAUUUGAAAGAAAAAGAACACGAUGAGGAUCGUUAGCGAUCGAGAUUUUAUUGCUAGGAUGAGAAAUAAGAAAAAUGAUGGGAGAAGGAAAAGAAAGAAAAAAAAAAAAUAUAUAUAUAUAUAUAUAUAUAUAUAUAUAUAUAUGAAAUAAUAAUAAUGAUAAUAAAAAAAAUUAUAAAAUAAUAAUAAUAAUAAAAGAGAUAUAUUAAAAGACUCUGUGAUUUAAAGACAAAACAAAGCCGUUCUAUGAGCAACGAACGGAUUCUAAACAGCUGUGAUUAGUCGAUAGAGUCGUGCCUUUUGCACGGAUAAAUGAUACACGUAUAUACCGAUGAUAUCGCUUGUAUGAGGUUAUCGAACGAAUAUCUUCUAUCUUUGCUUCGUCUUUUGUGAAGGAUCGACUUGAGAUCAAAGAAGGAGAAAGAGAAGGAAAAGAGGAGGAGGAGGAGGAGGAGGAGGAGAAGAAUCGAGAUUAUUGUUUCGUUUCGUUUUUAUCAGAGAAAAUAACUUGACAAGAUUGUAGAACGAGGUGAAGUAAUGUUGAAUUCAUGAAUAGAGCACUGCUCUAUCGAAAGUGCAUAAUAAUAUACAUGCUAUAUAUACGUAGUAGAACAGGGCGAGGACGACGAAGAGGUUUUUCGGUGACUCAUUCAGUAACAUUACGCGUAUUUCUUUGAGAGAGGGGGGGAGGGGGAUGGAGACCGAUUUUUCUAAUGCACGAGAUCAGGCACAAUCUCAUGCCAGGCUUAUCUAUCUUUAUCUUUAUUUCUAUUUCUAUCUCUAUCUAUCUAUCUUUUCUCUCUCUCUCCCCCUUCGUUUCAAUAACCUACAGAAAAAGAAUGCAAUAACUUUAACUCCUUCAAGGUCGAAUCAUUUUGGAACGUUCCAUGCACUUUUCCGCUUUACAGUCAUUAAAAUCAUACGCCGAAUCAUUGCAUAUAUAUAUAUAUAUAUAUAUAUAUAUAUACAUACUUUUUUUAUCUUAUUUGUUUUUCGUUCCUUUUUUCUUUUUGUUCUUUUCUAUGACUUUCUAUUGUUAUUAUCUUCCUUUGUGAACCAGUUAGAAAUAUCACAAAUGUCUUUCUUGAAGGAUUUAACGAUCUAAUAAAGUGUAAUUUUUAAAUAGGGGAUAUUAAAAAAAAAAAAAAAAAAAAAAAAAGGAAAAAAAAAAAAAAAAAAAAAUAGAAUUUUUUUUUUUA